AUGCAUCCUGAGGGAACUGCUCAAAGAGCUUCAUGGCCCUAUGUAGAAAACAAAUCUCAUCUCUGGACAUGGCUUUUCUUUGUUCCUCUAGUUGCUUACGCCAUGUGGCAGGUCCUUUAUUUUCUUAUUGUUAAUGUCCUACGGCGACAGAGACUACUGCGAGAUCCUGAAGUCAUGACUUCGUACAGGGAACUCUCAAAAAAAGCACAAAAAGCGAACAAUGUAUGGUGGCGCUUAAGUGGUUUGCUUGGGGAUCAGAAUCGCUUGUUUAUGUAUAUUCUGCUCCAAGCUAUAUUCACUGUGGCAACUAUGGCGCUUACGGUCCCCAUAUUCUUGUCUUACAAAUUACACGUCACUUUCCAAAUACUCAAGAUCUCUGCAACUACAUGGUAUGGAGGAAACUUUUUGUUAGAAGUGAUGCCUAGGCAGGCCAUGAAGAAAAUAGAGAUGCAGCCAAUUAGGAAUUGUCAAGACGGAUCGACCCCAGAGAAUCAAGUUGAAGACCAAGAUUGA
This is a messenger RNA of Fraxinus pennsylvanica, 513 nucleotides long. NCBI's taxonomy places the organism in Eukaryota, Viridiplantae, Streptophyta, Magnoliopsida, Lamiales, Oleaceae. The record is from the annotation of a GenBank genome assembly.